Molecule: messenger RNA, 390 nt
Organism: Balaenoptera musculus (blue whale)
Lineage: Eukaryota; Metazoa; Chordata; Mammalia; Artiodactyla; Balaenopteridae
Product: non-histone chromosomal protein HMG-14-like
Exons: 1
Coding region: 1-390 (129 amino acids)
Biological process (GO): chromatin organization
Cellular component (GO): nucleus; chromatin
Molecular function (GO): nucleosomal DNA binding
Source: RefSeq, a predicted model, not a curated record
AUGCCCAAGAGGAAGGUCAGCUCCGCCAAGGAGGGGGCAGCCAAGGAGGAGCCCGAGAGGAGAUCGGUGAGGUUGUCAGCUAAACCGGCUCCCGCAAAAGUGGAAACGAAGCCAAAAAAGGCAGCAGGAAAAGAUAAAUCUUUAGCCAAAAAAGUGCAGACAAAAGGGAAAAGGGGAGCAAAGGGAAAACAGGCUGAAGUGGCUAACCAAGAGACUAAAGAAGACUUACCUGCAGAAAACAGAGAAACUAAAAAUGAGAAGAGCCCAGCCUCUGAUGAAGCAAGAGAGAAAGAAGCAACUCUGAUUAAUAUCACACAUCCGGUCCUGUCAGUGGUCCCUGUCUCCCUUCUUGUACAAUCCAGAGGAAUAUUUUUAUCAACUAUUUUGUAA